CGGUACGGUGCGGUUAAUUCUAUUGCGUCUUACAAACGGUCCGUUCAACAAUGUUCAGACCGGAAAGUCACGGGCUUAGUCCGGACUUCCGGCUAACAAAGUUCUCUACUCUCCGAGGGUGAGGUUCGAAAGUUCCUCAAGACGUCCUAAACCGACUUCUUGCAGGAGUGUACGCAGAACAAUUAGGUGAUAAGGAUGUGAAGGAGAAGAACGUUCCGGAGGACGGUGUUGGAAUAGGAUUGGAUUCAUCUGUAAUAGCGCUCAAACAUGACCUCUUUUUGGUACAAUCGGUCGAUUUCUUCUACCCACUUAUCGACGAUCCGUUCAUGCUGGGAAAGAUUGCGCUGGCCAAUGUGGUCAGCGACGUGUUUGCCGUUGGUGCGACGGAAAUCGAUCAAAUAAAACUGAUCGUUACCGCCCCGACCGAGUUCACCGAAAAGGAGCGGGAGGUGGUAGUACCAAUGGUGAUGAAAGGAUUUUUGGAAGCUGCCAAGGAAUGCAAAGCACCGGUCAAGAUUGGCAGUAUUGCGGAAAACCCUUGGUGCAUUAUUGGCGGUGCUGCUUCGGCUGUCUGUCAUCGGUCGGAACUGAUAAUGCCAUACAAUGCAACAGAAGGGGAUGCGAUCGUUUUAACCAAACCGCUCGGAACACAGUUGGCCACGAAUGCUUAUAUCUGGAUGAACGAAAAGUCUGAAAACUGGACUCGACUACAGGAACGGUUCAGUGUGGCCGAUAUUGAAGAAACGUACCGUAUCGCAUUAGAGUCGAUGGCACGGCUUAACAAAACGGGAGCGGAAUUAAUGCGCAAACACAACGCACACGCAGCCACAGACGUCACGGGGUUCGGCAUCUACGGACAUGCAGAAAACUUGGCAUCGUUCCAGAAAGCCGAAGUAGAUUUCCAUCUCAACACACUGCCCAUCAUCAAGAACGUGCGAGAAAUAGCAGAAAUUCUCGGCCGUAGCACAAAACUACUGGCUGGUAAAGCGGUAGAAACGAGCGGAGGGUUGCUAAUAUGUUUGCCAAGCACGAACGCGGCAGCAUUCUGUGAGGAGUACAAACAUUGUACCGCACACGAGGCGUGGAUUGUGGGGUGUGUUGCAAAAGGGAACAGAGGUGUACAGAUGAGUCCAAAUCUUAAGAUUCUAACCGUGGAAGAAUCGUAAUAUCAAACGGACCACAAUGAACGAGCAGAUGGCAUCAAGUGUAUGAAACGAAUUUCGGAAAGGCUGCAAAUGCUGGGAAAUUUGUGGAAGUUUUCUUGAACCAUCAGCCACGAAAGUUGUGUUCUGAUUGAUUGCGAUAAACCUUUUCGAACGAGUGAUUUUAUAAAUGUAUCAUAUUACAUCCGUUAAGGAUAAAACUCUAUAUUUUGAUGCUUUGAUAAUUCGGUGAUUGUCGGUUAACCCACUAGAAACAGAUUAGGAAUUUAGUGUUCUAUUCUGGCAAAUUGUACUUGUGGAAAAUGUCCAGCCUGUAUUUGCAUUUGUAAACUGGUACAACAUCAAGAACUAAAUAUGGAAAGGAAUAAAAUUCCUAGUUUAUUGUAAC
Messenger RNA from Anopheles moucheti, 1551 nucleotides. RefSeq names its product inactive selenide, water dikinase-like protein. NCBI's taxonomy places the organism in Eukaryota, Metazoa, Arthropoda, Insecta, Diptera, Culicidae. Gene Ontology annotation, biological process: L-selenocysteine biosynthetic process. The record is from RefSeq and is a predicted model, not a curated record. The transcript has 3 exons. Gene Ontology annotation, cellular component: cytoplasm. Gene Ontology annotation, molecular function: ATP binding; selenide, water dikinase activity.